Messenger RNA from Amoebophrya sp. A25, 5881 nucleotides. NCBI's taxonomy places the organism in Eukaryota, Dinophyceae, Syndiniales, Amoebophryaceae. The record is from the annotation of a GenBank genome assembly.
AGUCACUAGUAGUGUUUGUGGAUCGAUUGACGUUUUGUUAGUUCUCUUCUUAAUUUCAACAAAGCGUAAUUACAGAGGAAAACCAUGCCAUCUGCAUCGUCAACAUUUGAAAGCCAAUAGUGGACUUGAGCAGACCUCAUCGCCAACGGCCAGGAAAAAAACAGGAAGCCGUCCAUCGCAUAUUAGGGGCUUUUUCAUCGACUGUAAGCACCGGAAUGCUCGCCAAAUCGAUAGCAUUUUAUCUGAACAAAGCUUUUCGCAUCCCGCUGAGGCUGACGGCGGACUGAUUCGUACGGCCUGCUGGGCUGAUGUAGUUUCGAUAUCUUCUUGUCCGGCAAUCCAGAAAAACGAUCAGCUAUAGCAAUCCAGGAAAAGGAAAACGACUAACGCGCGGCUUCUGGCUAGUUAUACGCGCGCGGGACGGGUAGGGGUGAGGUAAUCACCCGAAACGCGUUCGAAGAAAAGGGAUGCUGCAAUACGACAAAGACAAAGUGUGGUACUAGCCUAAAAAAUAGCUGAAGAUGUUCGGUGGUGGAGCCGCGCAGAAAAAGAUCGAAGAGCUGGAGCUCAAACUCCAGCAGGCGCAGCGGGAUCUCAAUACGGCGCAAGGGACAAUCGGAGCAAAAGCGAAUGAAGUUGCGAAACUGAAAGCGGUACUAUCUUCACGACAAUUCACUCAUGAUGGAGAAUCUGCGAACAACUCUAUAUCGAUAUCUAACCAAGCCUUGUUGUUCAAGAUUUUCAUAACUGGGAAUUUAGCCCGAUGUGCUUUUCCCAUAUCCACCAGACCAACCCUAUUUCGAGCCCAACAAAUGCCAAUCAGGAUGAGAAGAAAACGAAGGACCAGCUGAAAAAGCAGACGGAUGAUGCCACUAAGUUAGCAGCCGAUAAGUCAAAGCUUGAAGAAGACCGGAAAAAACUAACGGCAGACAUGCAGGCAAAGGCCCAGGAGAUCCAGAAUGUACAGUCAGCGGCGGCAACCGAGCGUCAGCGCGCGCGUCAGGCUUUCGAUCAGGCUAAAGCGGAGGCGGAAGCAGCAGUGGCGAGUCGAGAAGCCCAACUCGCACAACUGCGCGAAGAGAAGUCACAACUCGAAACCACGCAAGCGGAAUUGGAGGACAGAAAAUUGCAACUCGAGAAAAACGUCGAAAUGAAAGCCAAGAUCAUACAGAUAUGCCAGAAGAUUAUGGUUUUGAUUUUGUCGCUUGAAGGUAGUACGAUAUGACGAGUCCCUUUAAGUACGAGUACCUGUAUUUGCGCUUUAGGUGGAUUUCUUAAAGACAAAGAAAGAUAUAACUAACAGCUCCAUCGCGUCGGUUUGCUAUGAGGUGCCUUCGCGUGCGCCACAGCACUUGUUGUUCUUUCUAAACAUCGAGCAAGAAGAGGACUCUCAGGCAUCGAAAUUUUUUCUCGACGUUUCGAUUGAUGGCUGCGAAUUUGCAAAGCCGUUUCCGUAUUUUCUUACUGUACAACUCGGUGACGAAUUCGCACCACGCAGGACAGACACCUCUGCAAGCACCCAGUAUCCGCAGUUCGAGUCUAGCUCCUUUCUCCUUCCGUUUCAUGACGAGAAUACGGAGAAUCAGGUGAGAGAAAAAUUUGUUCAUUCGCGACGCGUACAAUUUGAUCAAUUCGUAGAAACAGUAUCUUGCUUAAAAGACCAAAAGCUAAGGGGUAUCAAUGCACAUGAUCAUCACAUCAAAAACAGCUUAUUGUCCGCGCAUAUGUUGUAGUGAACCCGGAAAGAGAGGACUCUGCCGUGAAGAAAUUGGGUGAGGCGAUAGUGAGCCUACACGAACUUGGAGCACUGAAGGCACCCGAUAGGAUAGAUCCGCGACUAGCAGAAUUACGCCAAAAAACGAUCGUCCACAACGCGUCUUUUCUUCGAAAGACAGAGCCCAGAUCAGGCGCGCCUACGGGUAUCAACAGAUGAUAAAAAACUUCAACCAAGAAGUGCAACGACUUCUACCUAGUACCUGUAAUUAGAAAAUGUGAUGACUCUUAUUCUUAAUGAUCUGCUUUGCCAAGUACAACUUGCAAUAGUCCCUCUUCACCACAAUCAGAUGCUGUAUCAAGUGGUAAUCAUCAUGUUUUAGUGGGCAAGUGCAUGCUUCGGAUAGAGAAGAAGCUGUUGAAGCCAAGCGAGGAGCUGAUUCUGACGCAUCAACGUGGCGACGGCCAGAAUGAUAUCGAGAAAGUCAAAGACACCAGCUUGGCAGAAGAGCUGGAUCAGGGCUUGUGGUAUUGCCGGUUUUUGACCUCGCGCCUGCUACUAGUAGACGACGAAGAUUGCUGCAAACAAUUUACUAGCUAGUAUGCUAGGUUUUUGGAUAAGAGUGAAAGGGUCGACACUCCUCAUCUUCCUCUCUCAGGCUCGUCACGCCGUUCCAGCAUCGAUUACGAAUUUUGUGCCAUUGCGCCAAGGACGUCGUGUAUCUUCAGUAUCAGGAAGGCGGUUCUUCAUCAUCGACCGCACCUCCACCUCGCGCGCCAGACCCUAUGAGCGCAGUUGAUGCACUCCAGGAUCUCGAGGACGCAAAUAACGGGACAGACACGGCAGGUGCGGCGGUUCGUUCGUCUUCAGUGAACGUCUCUGCACCACCAGUGAAACUGCAAGUGACUGCCCGACUUUUGCGGUAUGAUGGAACCUGCGCUUUUCAAGUCCCAGGCGCAGAAUUUGAGGUACAACCACCGGGACAGUUUAAUGCGGAUAUUGUAGAGCAUUUGAUAUUAAAUCAGGAGCUAGUCUUGCCUCUGGGAUUGAACGGAGGAGGAGCAUCAACGACAGACUUGAGAGAUCAGCGGUGCGAGCUAACAGUAACGUUGGUCCGGAACGCAGACGUUCGAGAGAUACUUUGUGUGCAAUUUUUCUUGAAUGUGAUACCCGCAUUCGAUCCAGUAACCGUGAUGUGUUGCACAUCCGGCGGCGGCUCUUCCGUUUCUGCGGGCGGCGGUACUAGCUUUCACGCGGGCGGCGCACCGACGAGUGGUCUCCUCGUGCCUGGAGGCCCGAUAGGUAAGUUCCCGAGUGGACCUGGGUUGUGUUUCACAGUCACGAGAGAAAUUCCCCUACCAGACAUCGCAGAAAGCUUUCACGGAAUAGAAUUUCGGUGUCACGGUGUUCCAACUGCGAGGCCAUUGCCUGAGAUGGCGAAUCACGCAUUGCUGCUUGUUUCUCCUGAUUUUCCAACGCAGACACAGCAGUAUAGCGGUAUGCCGACUCCGCGUGUAACGAUUGUUCGCUAUCACUAUGACGUACGGCGGGACCUCAGUGCAGUCCUCGAGGGCUAUUUCAAGGACCAGUUGGCCACGUACCCCAGGCCACCGCGAUAUUUCAUGACACCAGUUGCGGUUAGUCGUAGUCGCUGUCCACAGUUUGACGGCUACGUCCUUCGUAGUGCGGCAGCAGAUCGCUGUCUGCAGCAUUUGAGCCUGUUUCUUUUUGAGUUGAAUCUUCUCCGCAGUGAACCGACAGCGCCGCUCCCAGACCACCUUGUCGGAUUUGCCUGCGUAGAUGCUUCCACAUUGUGCCCACCAGAGGGUGCACGGGAUCCACUACAUAGAGCCUACAUGUUGGACUUGAGGCUACUCGAAGAUCCGACAAGGGCAUCAACACUAGCAGUCGACGUUCGUAUCUGGGGUAGAAACAUGCGAGCGGAAGCCAUGCUUGCUGCUGUGGGGCACAAACAAAGGGCCCUGAGUACUACGUAGAGCACUGAUUUGGUAUCCGUGAUUCUGAAAAUCAAUCUUCCUUUUUACUGGCUAUGAGAACGUACAAGUAGCACAAAAAGAUCUCAAGACGUUAUUUGAGCGCAUUUUUCAUGUGCGGGCCCCCGCUGUGCCUUGCCAAGAAACAUCCUCCACCUCCAGGUAGCGGCUACAUUCCUGACACGCUACCGAACAGUCCAGAGAAGCCGGGGAGGUCUUUAUACGCAGGGAGCCCAGCGAAAAUGCCACCCGCACUUCCGACUGCGGAAGCGCAAGAACAGGAGUUCAGAUUAAACCAGGACCUAUCUAUCCAACUAAUGCGCGAAUUUAAUCUACGAGCGUCAGCGUUAAAAACUGCAGGGGAGGAGAUCGUGGAGUUGAAGAAAACGAUACAAAUCCUACAAAACCAAAACGCGAAGCUCAACAUGCAGCUGGAAGAAGAGCUCAAGUUCAAUGAGGUAUUGUUGAUAUUUCAACUAGCUGCCUUAUGCUCUCUAUGUAUACUAUCAGCGAUUAUAUGCACCUUGUUCGUGGUGGGGGUGGGCAUGAAUGACAUCAAGGACAGAGCUUCCUUAGCAAAAUUCAAGGAAGUGUCACGCUCAUAGACGGAAAACCAUUACUCACACUCAAAAUCCAAACACAAAAAUUAAGUUUUUCAUUAUCAACUUCACUACCUAACUAACUAGGUACUUCGCUCGAACUAGUUGGAGUUGUCUGCAGCGGUCCCGGUGUGGUAUGGCUUCAAGGAGAAACGAGACGAGAGUCCAGCUGCUGAGCGUGGCCAGAACGUGCCCGAGAGGAUCACUCUAGUAGAAGCCUUGCUGUUUGGAGUGCUGCAGACAACUCCAACCAUCUACUCUAAUUUAAACUAUCUAGUGAACUGCGUAGUUUAACAGGGGCUAGAAACUUUAGACUUUGUGUUUGGUUUUUGAGUGUGAGUAAUGGUUCUCCUUCGUCGCUCCUACAAAUACUAUAACGCAGGACGUCCGCGUUAACCAACCUUUGAACUCCGAGCUUCUCGACAGCCUGUCAACUUCGGAACUUGCGAUGAAGCUUCAGACGGCAGUUGCAAAAUACCGAGAGGAGAAAAACAAGGUGAACGAUCUAAAGACAAGGAUGGAGAGUGGAAUGCGGGAAAUUGUCAAGAAUCGCGGUCUAGAGCGCAAACUUGAGGAGCUCGAACAGGCACACCUCGAACAGGCCACGUUGCUACAGAAAUACCAGAAGGACACGAAGAAAAUCGAGCUCUACCGAGAAACAGCAAGAUCACAGUUAUGUUGACGAAAAUGAGUAUGGGCAUUUCGAUGAAGCUAGGCCCUCUUCCUUGCCUUGUAUUGUACUUAGUCUUUCUUAUCUCCUUGUUCAUCUCCUACUCCUCUACUUACAGUUACAACUAAUAUAAUAAUUUAAAAGCUUGUUGAAGCCUCUCAAUGCACUGUCGUUCUCCUGAGUCCGAAAAUUACUGGUGAUGCAAGAUCAAUUGUAUUUCUCUACAUGCUGGUGCGUUUUUUAUCUUUAUUGUGUCGUAGUUACUAGCCCUCCUUCUCUUGUUCAUACUCGGAGAAGGUUAUCGGCAAGCUGGAGAAAGUCCUCGAAAGUAGCCUCGAGGACCUGCACAAAGCCCAGCAAACUCAGAUCGAGCUAGAGCGAGUACGAUCGGAAAACGUGCAGUUGCGACAAGAGCUAGCCUCGCUGAGCCAGAAAGCGUCCUCGUUGACUCACGCAGAGGAGGACUUGCAGACCGCGAAGAAAAUGCUUGGUGACAAGCAAGCAGAACACGACAAACUCCGCGAAAUCUGCGAGCAACUCGAGAGAGCGUCGGCUACUUAUGAAUAAAUUCCUUUGCUUUAACUAAGCAGAUGAAAUCAAAUGGGGUCCUCGUCUCCUACAACUCCUUCGAAUUUCUAUAUGCACCAUUUCGACCUCGUUCUAUGUGUGGAUAAGUAAUCAGUUUCUGCUUGACGUAGGGCAGCUCUAAUUUCCAACAGGUGGAGGAGACAAGCAGCUUUUGCAGUACAAGAUACAGCAAUUAGAAGCGCGAGUACAGACGUCAGAACAGGUGAUUCGCGAAAACGGGAAGAAAACUUCAAAAGAGCUGGCCGCGCUGAAGCUAGAAAUCGCACGCAAAGACGCAAAAAUCAAGGCAAUGCAGCAGCAAGGUGUAGCAGGCUGA